Plutella xylostella (diamondback moth) is the source of this 1689-nucleotide messenger RNA. RefSeq lists its product as uncharacterized. Gene Ontology annotation, biological process: sensory perception of smell; detection of chemical stimulus involved in sensory perception of smell. Gene Ontology annotation, cellular component: plasma membrane. The record is from RefSeq and is a predicted model, not a curated record. Lineage: Eukaryota; Metazoa; Arthropoda; Insecta; Lepidoptera; Plutellidae. Gene Ontology annotation, molecular function: odorant binding; olfactory receptor activity.
GUUCAGUCUAACUACUCAUCGCUCUCAUCACCUGUGUGUCACUCUCGAUGUGUAUCAAGUAUUUGGUGUUUAAAUUAUGUUUUGUUGAAAUUUUUCCAUUGCCCUGAGUUAUUUUAAAAGUAAUUAAUAAUUUUAAGUAAAUGCUUAGAGGGCAGUAAGUAAUAUGCGUGUAUUCUUCUUAACAGAUGGAAGUGAUCUCGAGGGCGUGGAAAAACUAGAAGACAUAAAGCACAUAAAAGUGGUGAAAUGGACGCUGACAAGCCUGAGCUCGUGGCCGCACCCGCCGCACCGCCGCCGCCGCGCCUACGUGGAACAGUUCUUCCUGAACCUGCAGUCCUUCCUGUGCAUCCCCUUCAUCGUCAUCUACCUGCUGAGGAACACGGGGAAGAAGGACUUCUUUCGGAUGGGACACGUGUGGAUCACUUUCUUUAUGAAUAUUGUCGCUUCGACCAGGCUUCUGCUACCGCUGACCAAGAAUUAUCAAACACUAACGAAAUCCUUUAUUGAAGAGCUACAUCUAUUUUAUCACAGACACACCUCCGAAUAUUCUAUGAAGAUCCACCUCGAGAUCCACAAGCUCUCCCACUUCUUCACCAUGUACCUGACCGGCAUGAUGGUGGGCGGCAUCGUGCUCUUCAACGCCACCCCUCUAGCCAACAACAUCUUCAGUGGAGCCUUCAAGAAAGACAAGCCUCCAGACCUCGAGUUCGAGCACGCCGUCUAUUACGGCCUACCCUUCGACAGCGAGACCAAAUACAGCGGCUAUAUCCCUGUCUUUCUAUACAACUGGUUUAUUUCAUACUUCUGUUCCUCAUGCUUUUGCAUCUACGAUUUGAUUCUUUCACUUUUGAUUUUCCAUCUAUGGGGUCACUUGAAGAUACUAAACUACAAUAUGCGGACGUUUCCGCGGCCAGGGUGUGUGGCGCCGCAUAUCAAGGAUACGUCGCGGCUGCGCUAUGAUGAUGAAGAGAUGGUGAUAGUUGGGAGAAUGCUGAGAGAGCAGAUCGACUAUCAUAGGUUUAUUAGCGAUUUCAGUGACCGUAUGUCAGCGACGUUCGGGCCGAUGCUCGCCAUCUACUACUCGUUCCACCAGGUCAGCGGCUGUCUACUGCUGCUCGAGUGCUCUCAGUUGGACGCGGACGCCCUCAUCCGCUACGGCCCGCUGACGGUGAUCCUGUUCCAGCAGCUCAUCCAGCUCUCCAUCGUGUUCGAGCUCAUCGGCAGCAGCAGUGAGAAGCUGAAAGACUCCGUCUACAGCAUGCCAUGGGAGUGUCUGGAUGACAAGAACCGGAAAAUACUACUUUUAUUCCUCAAGAAAGUACAAACACCGAUACAUUUGAAAGCUAUGGGGAUUGCCGACAUCGGAGUCCAAACUAUGGCUGGGAUUAUUAAAACUUCACUAUCAUACUUCGCAUUUUUGCGUUCAAAGUAGAAUGGGAAAUUCGCCAGUAUGCAAAAAUCGCUUAAUAACAUUGCACAUAAAAUAUUGGAAGCAGCCAGCGAGCGCUCAGCAGUACGCAAUUUAAUUAUGAUGAAGAAUUACAAGAAAAAAUGCCGAGUAUAUUUUAUUAAAAGCACAGCGCGCGCACUUUCUCUACACUAUUUUCUAUGGACAUAAAGUAUUCCAACCAAUCCUGCACCAGCCUUUAGCAGAAAGGACUCACUUCAAUAAAUAGAAUGAAAAUUGCA